Messenger RNA from Olea europaea var. sylvestris, 2529 nucleotides. RefSeq lists its product as uncharacterized. NCBI's taxonomy places the organism in Eukaryota, Viridiplantae, Streptophyta, Magnoliopsida, Lamiales, Oleaceae. The record is from RefSeq and is a predicted model, not a curated record. Bases 1 to 2529 code for a protein of 842 amino acids. Gene Ontology annotation, molecular function: zinc ion binding. The transcript is spliced from 8 exons.
AUGAGGGCUAAAUGGCUUCAAAAUUUUCAAGAUCUUUGUGUUGAACUUGCAAAACACGAAGGAGGGGUUCCAACCGUAAAAUUGUGUGCACAUAAGGCCUGCGAGAUACAGGCUUGCCCGGGCUUUUCUCAGGAACCCAGAUUGGGACUUAGUAGAACGAGCCUUGAGUCAGUGAAUAAUAAAGUCUUGCUAUAUUUUUAUUGGGCAUUUGGAGAAGAAGAGAGGGUAUGGUGGGCAUUUGGAGAAGAAGAGAGGUACAGAACGACAUUCAUAUCGUUUUAUGAAAUUGAGAACGACAUAGAUAUCGUUAUGGACACCAUGGACAUGGUAUGGAUAUCGGUUUGUUAUCCAAUUGAAUAUGAGCAGACAGUUGAAGGUGGAUGGAAAUGGAAGUAUUAUGGAAAUGGCAAAGGGAAAACAAUACCUAUUCUUGUUGCGAAAACAAUUUCUUACAUGGAACUAUAUGAUAAAGUUAAGGAGGCAUUGAAUAUCGAUACGAGUCUAUACAAAAUGGAGAUUUCAGCUCUUGUCCCGAUAAUGUCUAAAGCUCCAGCUGCACCAAUCAUAAUUGAUUGUGACAACAACGUAAAGUGGAUUAUAUCCGUCUUUACAAAAACUUUUCUUUGUGUAAGUAUUUUAAAUGAAGUUGUUGAGAAUCAGGAAGAUUUUGGUGAUGAAGGAUGUUUAUUAGUAAUAGAUGGUGGAGAACAAAUUGGAAAUAUGAACAACGAGGAGGAACAAGUUCGAGCAGACAACGAUGGUAAUGAUGACAAUGGUGAUGGAAUAUUUGUAGAUUGUAAUGGUUUUGACGUAAGUGAAGAUAGUCCCCGAAGGAUUGUAUCUGAAAGUGUAAGUUCGCUCUGUUACGAGACAUCAGUAAAAAUUUCGGAACGAUUAGAAAUGCGAGUCAACCAGUUGUUUCCAUCGAAAUAUGACCUAAUAUCAAAAUUACAGUUGCUAGCUGUGAAGUGCCAGUUUGAGUACAAAGUUAAGAAGUUAAAUAAGAGCACUUAUACAAUUGUUUGUAUUGAUGAAAAUUGCAAGUGGCGCUUACGGGCAACCAAGAUCGUAGAAAGUCCCAUUUUCGAAGUUCGAAAGUACAAUGGUCAUCAUUCUUGCUCCAUGAGUGUUCGUCACAGAGAUCAUAGGCAUGCUUCAUAUAUGAUUAUUGGAAACCACAUCGCUCCUAAGUAUGAAGAUAUCAACCGAGUUUACAGACCAAGGGACAUUAUUAAUGACAUUCGUCGAGAGUUCGGCAUAACCGUAAGCUAUACUAAAGCUUACAUGGCUAAAAAUUUUGCUUGUGGACUGAUUCAUGGGAAACCCCGUGAGAGUUAUGCGAAACUGCCAGCGUAUUGUCAUGUUUUGGAGAUGCAAAAUCCUGGUACACUGACAUUCAUUCAUACUAAUGAUGAUCGGCGCUUCAAGUACCUUUUUAUGGCAUUGGGACCAAGUAUACAUAGGUUCGUAAACUCAAUGCGAAAGGUAAUUUCUGUAGACAGUGCAUUCUUGACAUUGAGAAUGAAAGGUACUCUACUCGUAGCAACUUCUCAGGAUGCAAAUUUUCAAAUAUUUCCACUCGCAUGGGGAGUAGUUGAUUCGGAAAAUGAUGAAUCCUGGACUUGGUUCUUUCAGAAGUUGCGGUUAAUAACAGGUGAUACGGAUGACCUUGUGAUUAUAUCUGAUCGUGCAAAGUGCAUCAAAAAUGGAAUUAGAAAUGUGUUUCGAUUUGCUCAUCAUGGUAAUUGUACAUAUCACUUGCAAAAGAACUUGAAGACAAAUUUUCCACGGUGUGAUGUUGCAACUUUGUUUAGGGCAGCGUCAGAGGCUUAUACUGUAACCGAAUUUGAGUUCUACAUGGCAGCUCUAUGCAGUAAAAAGGAGGGCAUCAAAGAGUACCUAUUAGAAGAAGAUUUUCAAUGUUGGGCUAGAGCGCAUUUUACCGGGAUACGUUACAAUAUCAUGACUACAAAUAAUGUGGAAUCUAUAAAUGGUUUGUUGAAGAGUGCUCGAGAACUUCCCAUAGUUGGUUUACUAGAAUAUAUUCGUGGGAUACUACAAAGGUGGUUUUAUGAAAGACAUGUUGAAGCAGAAAAAUAUGUGACCCAACUCACACCAGCAUUAGAGAAAAAGAUGUGCAUGACAUAUAAUGAGUCAAAUGGGUUGGAGGUAAAUCAGGUUUCUCCGGACAUUUAUCAAGUUGGUGACAAUUUAGAACACCACUUUGUGGAUUUUUAUGAAAUGACAUGUACGUGUAGAAGAUUUGAUUUGGACAAGUUUCCAUGUGCGCAUGCAAUUGCUGCAGCAAGGUUUAAAGGAGGCGAGGGCUAUAAAUUAUGGAAUGCAAACUACGUUCAUGUCGUUACAGUAGACAUGAAUGUCGUUCCAGUUCAAAAAUUGAACGAGUUAGAAAUCGUUUUAAUAUCAAUUUUAACUGAAACGACUUUUAUGUCGUUAUUUAUGUUCAUAACGAGUUCUAAGUCGUUACGCAAAAUCAGAGAAGCAGUCUUUAACAUUGAAACGAUAUGA